AUGAAGUCGUACAUCUCGCGGCUGAAGAGAGGCGGAGCCCGGGGGGAGACGGAGGAGGGAUUCGCCGCCCUGGUGCUCUCGGAACUCGAGAAGGUGAACGAGUUCGCAAGGGUUAUCCUGGGCAAGGCCCUCCAGCUGAUCACCCAGCUGGAGGAGAAUACACCCGCCGGCGCCACCCUCGAGCGCAUGAGCAACCAGGUGUCCAAGGAGAUCACGGUCUUCGAUGCCUUCACGGACCUCAACAGCAACGCCGUUCGGAAGGCCGUGAAGAAGUACCGGAAGAGGACCGGACAGUCGACCCUGUGGUUCGACGUCAUACACGGGGAGCAGUUUAUCUUCCUGUCCCGCAGGAUAGUGCACCCCUUGCUCGUGCACUUCAGCCGCGUCUACUGGGCGUGCAAGGAGGCGGAAGUGCCCAAGGUUCCGUGGAACCCGCCGGCAUCGUUCGAGAGGUCCACCAACAAGUUCUGGGUGCACCCGCACAAGGUUGCGGAGGUGAAGGCGAUGCUCCUGCGGCACUUGCCCAUCCUGGAGCUGCACACCCCUACCCCCCCGCCGACGAUCGACUUCUUCGAGAACCUGGAUGCCUACAGCAUGACCCCCGGGGCCAUCACGUCGCUGUACUUCGACUGCCCCAACAACAACCUCCCUCUGUACCACGACCGCGUGGUGCUUAAGGAGGGCGCGAAUCUGCUCCGCAUUCGCUGGUACGGGCGCCCCCAGCUGGACCACGCCGUGCUGCAGGGGGGCCCGCGGGACACGCAACCCCCCCCCCACCUCAAGGACUCGGAGUGCGCCUUCGUGGAGCUCAAGACGCACCACGAGGCCUGGACGGGGGACAAGAGCGUCAAACGCCGCUUCAAGAUACGGAACUCCGAGCUCACGGGGUUCUUCGAGGGAAAGAAGUCCGCCAUGAUCGAGCUGGACGAGGCGGAGGUGGCACAGCUCCCUUCCCUCCGCGCCGGCGUGCCCGGUGAGGGGGGGGGGGUGGAGUCCAAGUCCAAGGAAGACACGGGGCCCCCCGUAGACGCGAAGACGGCCAAGACUCGGAAGGCGCUCAUCGAGAAGCUGGCCCUCGCGCAGGAGGUGCAGCGGCUGGUGAUGGGGAAGAGGAUACGACCGCUGCUCGUCACGGAGGUGCACCGUACGGCCUUCCAGCUGUCCUCGAGCAACGAGGUCCGGGUCACGCUCGACUCUCCCCUCGUCGGGUUUGCGAUGCCGCCGCCGGAGGCGUUGGGCCAGCGGGGGUCGGGCGCCAACGCCCCCCUGGCCGACCAGUUCUUCUGGGACUCGUUCCUGAGCCGCGGGCUGUCGCAGCCUGCCCAGGGCCAGGAGGAUCACAAGCCGUUCCCGUUCGCUGUUCUCGAGCUGAAGCUCCAGGGAGACCCGCCACCGUGGGUAGCUGGCCUGACGAAGGCGUGGACGGACUGCGGCUACAUGAGGUGCAUCGAAAAAUACUCCAAGUACCAGCACAUCGUCAACCACGCCAUCGCCCGGAACCCCAACUUGCUCGCGGUGUCUGGCCCCGGCAAUUCGUCCUCCUCCUCUCUGGGUUCGGUGCCGGAGGAUGCUCUGGACUCUUCUUCCAGGCCUCCACGAAAGGGAACCCGGGGCACUUUCGGGAGCAGGCCGAAGGUGGACGACAAGCCGCGAUCGAAGUCGAAGAGGGCGGUGGGCGUGCCCGAGUGGUAUCGGGUCAAGGUCCGAAAGGUGCCCCUCUGGUUCACCGCCCUGGAAACCCACGGACCUUUCCCAGGACCGCCACCCGACCACAACCCCCACGCCUACCUGGCGGAAGAAAUAGGCGGGGGGUUCCCCCCCUACGGCGGCGGGGGCGCCGGCUAUUCACCCCCCUCGGUGUACGGUGGUAACAACUUCGGCGGGAGCAGGCCGGGGCACGCACCGUCUCCCCCCUCCAGGGCGGGGGGGGGGGGGGACCCCCGGGGGGGCCCCCGAAU
Messenger RNA from Ectocarpus siliculosus, 1958 nucleotides. NCBI's taxonomy places the organism in Eukaryota, Phaeophyceae, Ectocarpales, Ectocarpaceae. The record is from the annotation of a GenBank genome assembly.